GAGAGCAGGAAAAGACACAAAGACAAAAGGUUUGGCUUUGUCAGAAAGGUUCCAGGACCAGCGUCGCUUCAAACAGUUUUUCCCUUCGGCAAGGCUCGGACGACAAAAAGACGCCAGGGUCGCGGCGGGACAAUUUGCGACUUUUAUUUUAUGGAGUGAUGCGGCAGUGUUUGACUUUGUUUUGACCCGCUUUAAUGUGUGUCUCUCCGUGUUAGUGGCGGGGGAAAAAAGACACGGGAAGUGUGUGUAAGCGCACGGGCACUUAUGAAGGGCUUUUAACAUCUGCUCUACCUGCUUGCAAUGAUAGUGGUGGGCAUGAUUCCAUUUGGAGCGGAAGAUAAUCAUAUUAGCGUGGAAAGCGAGAGGGCCAAAUGGAGGUGCGGAGUUGCGGCCAACGUAUCGCCGGCUUGAAAUAGCAGCAACAGCUAAAUGAAUAUUUGCAAUAUUACAGCGGACAUUUUGAUUUGUUAGCACUUGGGAGUGGCCUACCAUAAAAAAUAUUUUAUGGCACCUAUGCAAGAUUAUUUUGCUUUUUACUUUUAUGUUCUGCCUGCCCUUUUUGUAUUUAGGUUGCACUCAUUUUCUAUGUGUGGGAAUCUCCCAUGGCAGAAUUCAAUUCAAUUAUGAAACUCUAUCGUGGAUUUGUGUGUUGUUUCGAAACUAUAGAUGCUCACCGUCGACCAUAUCACACUGAUUCAAAGCUCGGUUUUACCAAUAAAAUACAAACAACCUCAUCACAGAGGGCAGAACUGCAAGCGAAGCUGUGAAGAAUCAAAGAGUUUAUGUUUCGGUUUUGCAUGUGCAGGUGUGCAGGUGCAUAUGGUGUGUGCGUGCGUCAGGUGAGGGUGUGUAGGAGGACAGGUCCGGCCGGGUCGUCUUUGACAGUGAGAGCGGUGUCACCCUGACAUUGGGAAGCAGUCAGUGGAAAACCAGGGAGUAGAGAAAAGCACAGCAAAAGGAUGUGUGGGUUUGUGUCCGUUUGCGUGCGCGCCAAUGUUCUGGAUGACAGAAAAAGAGCAAAGGACCACACACGCGGCUGAAGAAUCAGAGUUUGCAUAUUGGCUAUGAAGAGUUCGUUUCCGAAAGUGAAAAGGUCGGAACCAUGCAGAGACCAAAUAGCUACCAUUUUUCCCACGACCAGUUUAUCCUGGACGGUCCAUCAGAGAAGCUUCACAGAGAAUUGGAGGAAGAACUGAAGAUGAACUGCGAUGAGCCCAGAAGCCACGCCUGGUACCAUGGAGCCAUACCCCGGCAGGUUGCCGAGAACUUUGUGCAACGAGAUGGCGACUUCCUGAUUCGCGAUUCGCUGUCAAGUCCCGGAAGUUAUGUUCUAACGUGUCAAUGGCGAAAUACAGCCCAGCAUUUUAAAAUCAACAAAAAGGUUGUGAUGCUGAACGAAGCCUAUUCCAGAGUUGAGUACCGUGUGGACCGAGAAGGUUUUGACAGUGUUCCCGCUCUCGUCAGAUAUUACGUCGGCAACCGCAAACCCGUCUCUCAGGUCGUCGGCGCAAUUAUCUUCCAGCCCAUCAACCGCACGCUGCCGUUGCGCUGCUUGGAACAAAAGUACGGAUUAUCCGGUUCCCAUCGAGAGGCGGGGCUGAUGGAACAGGAGCGGCGGCGUCAGAAGCGCCUCAGCCUCAACAUCGCCAAUGGACACGUCCAAGACAACACGCACGGCGGACACGAUGGCAGCCACUACCACCACAACAAUGUGGCGAGAGGAAGCCCUCUCAGGCUGAAGGAUCGUUGCGGCAGCCAACCGGCGAGUCUCAAUCAACUCCCGGAGAAGCGGCGGCCGCUUAAAGCGCACCAAUCAGAGAGCUUUCUACCACUUGGAUCCAGAGCCCAGAAUCAGCAGCAUUCGGACAGCCAUCUCCUCAGCCCAAACUCCAAGUCCCCCGUGUUCCGGACGGGCAGUGAACCGCUGCUGAGUCCGUCAGUCGCACGGAGGUUGGCAGAGCCAAUGGCGGGUCAGCCGAUCCGGGGCUCUGACAGCCAGCUGUGUCCCAAACCUCCACCCAAACCCAGCAAGGUUCCGAUGGCACGCCCGCCUCACUUUGCCGGCCUUCAGCUUCCACGUCUGGCCUCUGACGCCUGCCCCAGCCGGUCUUUACCCACUUUGGACUCCACAUGUGGGGAAGCCCCUGUUUGGAGGACGGCAGGUCCUCCUGCACCGCCGGCAAAGUCCGUCCACGCAGACUUGCAAAGCUCCUCCAGCUGUGCACUACCGCAGAUUCACUACACCAGCUCUGAGGCAAUAACGGGCCGAAGUGAAUGCCUGGCGCUGACUCCCGCAGACCUCAGGUCCCGCAGCCCGCUGGAAUGGGAUGAACCAAACUCUCCUAACUCCAUUCCAGACGCCCACGAACUUGAGCGGCUGCCGUGCAGCUAUGUUGACAGAUUGAGGCAAGAGGGUGAGGCGCCCGAUGCGACUGGAGCGCAGAGAGGGCUGGACCGAAGCUCCUAUCAUCAUGCCAUUGAGGCUUUGGAAAACACCAGCGAGGAAGAAGAGGAGGACGCGGGGAGGGAGGAGCAGGAGGACGAAAAGAGGAACAUCUUCCUACGGCCGGUGGUGGAGACUGAGUCGGCGUUCCGGCCGACCGAGUUUGCCUCUCGACUUCUGCCGGCCGAAAAUAAACCGCUGGAGAUGUCUGUCUUGAAGAGAGCCAAAGAGCUGCUGUUGAGCCACGACCACCACAGCAUAGCCAAACACCUGCUCAUGGCCGACUGCCAGGUGGCAAGGAUACUUUAUGUGUCGUCUGAGCAGAGAAGUCAGAUGGGGGUCGCAUCUGGCCUGGAACUGAUCACCUUGCCACAUGGUCAACAGCUGAGACUAGACCUGAUGGAACGACACCACACCAUGGCAAUAGGCGUGGCCGUGGAUAUUCUCGGGUGUACGGGCAGCCUGGAGGAGCGAGCGUGCGCUUUGAACCGCAUCGUCCUGGUCGCGUUGGAGCUGAAGGACACUGUGGGCGACUUAUUUGCGUUCACCGCCCUCAUGAAGGCUCUGGAGCUGCCGCAGAUCAGUCGUUUGGAAGAAACAUGGACGGCUCUGAGAAGGAAUUACACGCAGACUGCCAUCAGCUAUGAGAAAACUCUCAGACCUUUCUACAAAAAUCUCUAUGAGGGAACCGCUUCCUGUCCUGCUGUGGCGUGCGUCCCCCUCCUGUUGCCUCUUCUCUCUUUGAUGGAGCGGCCAUCGGUCUCGCCGGAAGGGGCGGAGCUCUGGGAGACCAGUGACCAGGGCUGUGACAUCAUGCUACGUCACCUCGAGGUUGCGCGCAACGUCGCACACAAUGCGCACAUCUACACUGAGAACGCACAGAGAAUCAUGCACGGGUUCCAUUGUGACGAAGACUUGCUGGAGGUGUUCAAGACGGACUUUCAGCUGCGGCUGCUGUGGGGGAGUCGCGGCGCUUCGGUCAACCAAUCAGAUCGCUACGGCAAGUUCAACCUCAUCCUCACUGCAUUGUCAAGGAAGCUGGAGCCCCCGCCCAAAACACACACUUUAAUUUGACCUCCCAUUGGCAGCAACAUUCAGACGGACCGUUUCGGUUCAGCCGUGUAACCUAACAUUGACGCAACAUCAUCAAAUUCGAGAGUUUGAGCGUCACGGCGGGCGCUCAAGGAAGACCAACAAGAUGCAAACGGGGACAAAACUUGCACUUUCUUAGAGAGCAGACAUCGUAUAGAAUGUCCAUAGAAGUAACUGUAACUAAACAAAUAUAAUGCAUAGUUUGUUUCUUUACUCAAGACUCCCAAAACUAAAUGUCCUCCUGCUAAGGUUUAAAAGAGAGUAGACCUGUUUGUGUGUACAUGUGAAGAUACACACAAGUACUGUAAGUGAACGAACGUUGUACAUAUGUGAAGUGUUGUGUACAUACAGGAAUUAAGGAGAAGAGAAUGUCAAUAAAUUUGAAUGUUUAUAUUCUGAACUACUGGAGUAAGUUCGAAUAAAUAUGGUACAUAUUC
This is a messenger RNA of Syngnathus typhle (broad-nosed pipefish), 3972 nucleotides long. RefSeq names its product BCAR3 adaptor protein, NSP family member (gene bcar3). The coding region runs from base 1103 to 3517 and encodes 804 amino acids. Gene Ontology annotation, molecular function: phosphotyrosine residue binding; guanyl-nucleotide exchange factor activity. Gene Ontology annotation, biological process: positive regulation of peptidyl-serine phosphorylation; small GTPase-mediated signal transduction. The record is from RefSeq and is a predicted model, not a curated record. Lineage: Eukaryota; Metazoa; Chordata; Actinopteri; Syngnathiformes; Syngnathidae. The transcript has 14 exons.